GAGCCGAGGCGGCGGCGGCGGCGGCGGCGGCCCGAGCGCGAGCCCGAGCGGCAGCCGGCGGCCGCGGGAGCCGCGGGGAGCGCGGGGGCGGCCCGGAGCGCCCGGGGUCCCCGCGCCCCGCUCGCCCGCCGCGCUCCGAAGAUGGUGGCGGCGCCGUGCGCCCGGAGGCUGGCCCGGCGCUCGCACUCGGCGCUGCUCGCGGCGCUCACCGUGCUGCUGCUGCAGACGCUGGUCGUGUGGAAUUUCAGCAGCCUCGACUCCGGGGCCGGGGAGCGCCGCGGGGGCGCAGCGGCCGGCGGCGCGGAGCAACCGCCCCCGGCCCCGGCCCCGCGCCGGGAGCGCCGGGACCUGCCCGCCGGGCCGGCUGCAGCCCGAGGCGGCGGCGGAGGACGGGGGGCCCCGGCGCGGGCGCGGGGAGGCGGCCCCGGAGAGCCCCGAGCGCAGCAGCCGGCCAGUCGGGGGGCACUGCCCGCGCGGGCGCUGGACCCUCAUCCAAGUCCCCUGAUCACCCUGGAGACCCAGGAUGGCUACUUUUCUCACCGGCCGAAAGAGAAAGUGCGAACAGACAGCAACAAUGAGAACUCGGUCCCCAAAGACUUUGAGAAUGUGGACAACAGCAACUUCGCACCCAGGACUCAAAAGCAAAAGCACCAGCCUGAGUUGGCAAAGAAGGCCCCGAGUAGACAGAAGGAGCUUCUGAAAAGGAAGCUGGAGCAGGAGGAGAAGGGGAAGGGACAUUCGUUCGCAGGCAAAGGCGCCACCGAGGCGCUGCCUCCUGGGGAGAAAGCCGCAGUGAACAGUAGCCGUGGGAAGGAUGCCCCAAGACAGCCCCACACCAGGAAAAGCGGGGGCGGCUCCCCCGAGCUCAAGUACGACCAGCCCCCCAAGUGCGACAUCUCGGGCAAAGAGGCCAUCUCCGCCCUGUCCCGCUCCAAGUCCAAACACUGCCGCCAGGAGAUCGGGGAAACCUACUGUCGCCACAAGCUCGGACUGCUGAUGCCCAAGAAGGUGACACGAUUCUGCCCCCUGGAAGGCAAAUCCAACAAGAACGUGCAGUGGGAUGAGGACUCGGUGGAAUACAUGCUGGCCAACCCAGUCCGAAUCGCCUUCGUCCUGGUGGUCCACGGCCGUGCCUCUCGGCAGCUGCAGCGCAUGUUCAAGGCCAUUUACCACAAAGACCACUUCUACUACAUCCACGUGGACAAGCGCUCUAAUUACCUGCAUCGGCAAGUGCUACAGUUCGCCAGACAGUAUGGCAACGUUCGCGUCACCCCCUGGAGGAUGGCCACCAUCUGGGGGGGAGCCAGCCUCCUGUCCACGUACCUGCAGAGCAUGCGGGACCUCCUGGAGAUGACUGACUGGCCCUGGGACUUCUUCAUCAACCUCAGCGCCGCUGACUACCCCAUCAGGACAAAUGACCAGCUGGUGGCAUUUCUCUCCCGAUACCGAGAUAUGAAUUUCCUGAAGUCACACGGCCGGGACAAUGCAAGGUUCAUCCGAAAGCAGGGUCUGGACCGGCUCUUCCUGGAGUGUGACGCCCACAUGUGGCGCCUUGGGGACCGCCGAAUCCCGGAGGGCAUUGCUGUGGAUGGAGGCUCGGAUUGGUUCCUGCUGAACCGGAAGUUUGUGGAGUAUGUGACGUUCUCCACAGAUGAUCUAGUGACCAAGAUGAAGCAGUUUUACUCCUACACCCUGCUUCCUGCUGAGUCCUUCUUCCACACGGUCCUGGAGAACAGCCCCCACUGCGACACCAUGGUGGACAACAACCUGCGCAUCACCAACUGGAACCGGAAGCUGGGCUGCAGGUGUCAGUACAAGCACAUCGUGGACUGGUGCGGCUGCUCGCCCAACGACUUCAAGCCGCAGGACUUCCACCGCUUCCAGCAGACUGCCAGGCCCACCUUCUUUGCCCGAAAAUUCGAAGCUGUGGUGAAUCAGGAAAUCAUCGGGCAGCUGGACUAUUACCUGUACGGGAACUACCCUGCGGGCACCCCGGGCCUCCGAUCCUACUGGGAGAACGUGUACGAUGAGCCGGACGGUACCCACAGCCUGAGCGACGUGGCGCUCACCUUGUAUCACUCCUUCGCCCGCCAGGGCCUCCGAAGGGCCGAGUCGUCACUGCACGUGGAAGGGGAGAAUAGCUGCCGGUACUACCCGAUGGGCCACCCAGCAUCUGUCCACCUCUACUUCCUCGCGGACCGCUUCCAGGGCUUUCUGAUCAAGCAUCAUGCCACCAAUCUGGCCGUGAGCAAACUGGAGACCCUGGAGACGUGGGUGAUGCCAAAGAAGGUCUUCAAGAUUGCAAGCCCGCCCAGUGACUUCGGGAGGCUCCAGUUUUCCGAGGUCGGCACUGAGUGGGAUGCCAAGGAGCGGCUCUUCCGUAACUUUGGGGGUCUCCUGGGGCCCAUGGAUGAGCCAGUAGGCAUGCAGAAAUGGGGAAAGGGCCCCAACGUCACCGUGACUGUCAUCUGGGUGGAUCCCGUCAACAUCAUCGCAGCCACCUACGACAUCCUGAUUGAAUCCACUGCUGAGUUCACCCACUACAAGCCCCCUUUGAACUUGCCCCUGAGGCCUGGGAUCUGGACAGUGAAAAUUCUUCACCACUGGGUGCCAGUUGCAGAGACCAAAUUCCUUGUUGCACCGCUGACCUUCUCAAACAGGCAGCCCAUCAAACCAGAGGAGGCGCUGAAGCUGCACAGCGGGCCCCCCCGCAGCGCCUACAUGGAGCAGAGCUUCCAGAGCCUGAACCCCGUCCUCAGCCUGCCCAUCAGCCCGGCCCAGGUGGAGCAGGCACGGAGGAACGCAGCCUCCACGGGCACAGUGCUGGAGCGCUGGCUGGACUCUCUGGUAGGUGGCAUGUGGACUGCCAUGGACGUCUGCACCACAGGCCUCAGUGCCUGCCCCGUCAUGCAGCCCUGCAGCCAGACGGCCUGGAGCUCCUUCAGCCCCGACCCCAAGUCCGAGCUGGGGGCGGUCAAACCCGAUGGCCGGCUCAGGUAGCACCGGGCCCGCGUGGGCCUCAGCAGAUCUCAGAGGGAAAGCAGCUCGAGGGCCGGUGGCGCCCGGACCCUGGCCCCCCAGUCCCAGGGGUGCCUUUUGUGACGAGGGGGCUCUCCUGGCUACAGAAAGAUGGAGAAGGAAGGUGUGGAGGUGCCAACGACCCGCAUUGUGCACGCUGGCCCCUGGGGGCGAGGAUUGCUGGGUCCCAGCGCCAUCGUGGUCUUACCUCUUCUGGUUGAUCCUCGAAGCCUCCAGGUUCCUUGUCCUCCCCCUUGGUGACCCAAUCCCCCCAGUCAAGUGAUUCUCCAACUUUUAUUUUGAGCAGCAGAAUUUUGUUUACUAAGCACAGGUGGAGGCAGAAGUUCAAGGUGUGGUUGAAAUCCAGGCUGCUCUGGUUGAAGCUGGGGAGUCUGAGGUUUUUUCCUCAACGCUCAGCCCAGUGGGCAGUCCCUUUGCCCGGGGCACCUCCUGAGGUACCUCCCCAGAACCCAAGGGCUCUGCAAAACCCCAUAUGAAAAGCACUGCCCAGACUGUGGGCUUGAUCUCCAGCCCCACCCUUGGGCUCAUCUUCCUGCUCCUGAGCGGGGAAAGGGGACUGGCUGAGCCUUCCGCCAGCCCUUGUCCGGUGAGUUGUCCUCCUUACUAACGAGAUAAGCAGGAUAGCUUUUUGAUGGGACAUGGCCGAGGUUCCCCAAAGUCUGCGGUCCAGGCCAGCCUCCCUCCAGACUGCCCCCUGAGGUGGCAUCAAUGGGAUGAGGUUCAGGGGUAGGAGCAUCAAAUCUCCCAGCCAUUCAGGGGCCGGGAGAACUCUGGGGACAAUGGCCAUGAGACUCAGAGAUGGGUUGGAGCCAACUCCUGAGCUGGACAGCACAGCAAUACCCGCCCCCUGCCUGAGCCCUUGCGCUCCGAAGUUGGGCACUCCAGACCUUUGGGAAUUGCCCCACCCCCCACCCCCCUGGUGCUGUAGGGAAGUGACCAGGCUUUUCACAUCCAGUAACAAGCAUUUCAGAUUUGGUUUUUAAAUUCAUGCCCUUCCUUCUCCAAGGUGCCAGCAGGCCCCUCUGCUAUGCCAUGUGAAAGCUAGAAGCUUGAGCAUCAGGGCGGUUUAAGCCUAAACAAUAGUGUUCUUCCAACUGCUUGAGUUGCCGUAAACCUGAAAUGUGUCCUUGCUGUGUGCCUCGGAGGGCUGGCCCUGCUCCGCUGGAGAGCCCAUCCCGAGGCCCCUUCCUUCUCCAAUUCUAGCCUCCCCUCGCCGCACCCCCCCCUGCCAGGACAGGCUUUCCUUGGCCAAGGCCCACCCCCGGUUGCUAACGGCCCUGCCCUGGAGGGCCCAUCCUUGUGUUUCUGGGCAGUGUGGGUAUGAAGGUACUUCAGUCCCUCCUGACCGCUCCACGCUCACCCACAGUCCCGCCAGGCCGCAUGUCCUAGGGGCCAGGGAGGGUCUGGAGGAGGGACACUUUCGGUAUUUAUUAUUUCUAUAGUUUAGUCAAUGACUAAUGAGUAGGUGCUGCUUUUGCAGCUUGUCAGUUACGUCUCUUACUAACUGAAGCUGCCUUUAUUCACGAAAGGCCCCCCCUCCCCACCCCCAGUGUCUGUCUCUCUCCUGUCUGCCCCACAUUCUCCAUGUCCUCAGAGGAAAGCAGGGGUGUUGGACACCACGAGGAGAAUGCUUGCACCAGCAUCAUCCACUGGCUGAAAGCGGGGUACCCCUGGGGACACUGGAGCCUUAGUUUUUCCUCAGGCAGGAGGGAGCCUCGGCGGGUUCUCUGGUCCCCGUGGGGCUGGAAUUCCUGAGCCAUCCCUGCUGCCCACGGCAGGCACAGGGACAAGACAUGCUCAUGACUCGGGUGGAGGGAGAGGACCCCCUUCCAAGCCUGAGAGGGAGAGAAAGCCAGUUUACGAAGACGGGGAAUGGUCGUACUGAGCCCAGAGCUAGCCAUGGUCACCAGGGGCUCCAGAGACCUCGGAGGAGCUUGCUGAGAAAACCCGGAUUAUCCCUCCAUGAACUUGCAAACUCUAGGAGCCCAGCCAGCCCGUGCCACCACCCCUUUCUGCCCCAGCCCACCCAGGGAGCCUUCCUCUUUACCCUCCUGGCCAGACUGCUAGGAGUCCCGUGGUUUCCACCGUGUCCUGUGCAGGGCUCAGGCCUGGGUCUGGUGUGUGUGCCUGCAGACCCCUGCCUGCACCCAUGACAAUGCUGAUAUUCCCCCCCCCACCCCAGAAGAAGCAGAGAUGGUCUACUCUGGGCACCAUCUCCCCUCCCCACCCCCGCUCACAGCAAGGAAUUCAGAAGCCAGUCAGUCACACCCCGUGUUUCUGUAAAGAUCUCUGGUUUUUGGACCAGGGAAUAACGUUGCUAUUAAAAACAAAAAUUUCCAAACAAAGCCCAGGACGAUUUGAGAAAGGGUGAUGUUUUCCCAGGGGACACAAUAACAGCUGAACUUCAUCGGCCUGAGAGUGAGUGAUUCGGGAAAGGGCACUAGGGCAGGCAGCCGUGAGUUCUGGCUGUGGGACCCAACCACAGGAGAUGAACCCGGGUUACAGCCUGAAGCCUGGCCCCUGUCUCCCUGACCAGGAGCCUGAGGGCAGUCUGGGGAGAAGGAAGCAUUCAAGAGGCUGUGGCACCCUGUGUCAUUUCCCAGCCAGCCCGUCCAGUGACGCUCAGGCGGCUGCCUGUCUUCCCGACUCCCACAGCCCAGGCCAGGCGCAAAGCAAUCUCCCUCAAGGACGCAAGCAAUGCACAGACCCCAUAUUUAACAAGGGGGCCCUUACCUCCCUUUGGAAAAAGACCUUCCUGGUCAGAUCAGGAGUCAUUCAGGCUUCAUUUCCCCCUUGCUAGUUUAAGAUGCCAGUGCCCUCAGGACAAGCAAGACCAUCCUAGUCCCCAAAAGGGGCGCAUUGCAUCUCUCUGGGCACAUGCCUGGGUUGGGUGGACCUGCUGCCUUCAGGCUCCCUGGUUGACAAGUACAAAGAGGACAUGGGCUGGAACCUCCAUCUCUUUGCCAGGAAGGUGCAGAGUAGAGAGAAGCAGCUGUGGAAGGUGGGGCUUGAGCCAAGACCCCUUACACAGCAAAGUCCACCGGGGACUCAGGACAUAAGCCCCCCAACAGCACCCAAGGGAGGUAUACUAGGAACAGCUGUUGGCCAAACCCUGUUAGGUCAAAGCCACACUCUGUGGUAGGGGUCGCAAAUGCUUAACAUGGUUGGCAUAAGACAAUUGGGAGUGGUGGGGACUGAGGUCUGUGCGCACGGCCCACCCAAAGACAGCAGCCCGUCUUUGCAAGUGAGCCUGCAGAAUCUUCCAAUUUGGUAAAGGAAGCCAGAGAUCCAGAUUUUCAUAGGAAAUUUGAUUUUUAAGUGUCAACCAUGUGUUUUUGUUUUAUGGGUUUUUUUCAGUUUUGAGUGUGGGCAAAGAGAAAUUCCAUAGUUCAUCCCGUGCACGGCCAACCACCUCUGCUCUCUGGAGAGCUGGUUUGCCAGGAGGUCAGGCAGUGCCCUGGUGGAGGAGGAAAUGAGCCACCAGUAGGAAGGGGCAAAGAUUAUAGCUCAUUUCGCCGAUUGCUCUGAAGCAAGAACACAAAUCUCUUACCAGUCAUUCCACCCCGAAGAGACGGUCCCGCGGAGGAGAAGGGUCCCAGAAGAACUGGCUUGUGAGGCUGGCCUGGUCCCAAGAUGGUGCUUAAAAAAAAAAAAAAGAAUUUGGAGACCUAACCUAAGGAGGCCCAUACCUUCCAGAAUUCCAGCCCGCCCAGGCGGAGGUGACAAAGACAGGGGCCGGGGAGGGAGGGGUGUGUCAAACAGCCCCAGGUUUGAGCAGCCGUCUUAGCACACGUCUUGGACACUCUGUUGGAGCUGUGCUGGCUCACAGGACACCCUCUUCAACUCAGUUACCUUACUUUUUGCCCAUGGGUCUACCACAGGCGCUACCUCAUUGUGUCUGCUGAGAAGUUUACCUGGGGAGGGGGGGGGAAUAAUUAGGUGUCCCAAAUGUGCUGGAGCUGAAUGUACAAUCUAUGCAAAUUUCUCUCCCUCUCUCUGUCUGUUUCUCUCGGAAGUUUGGGCUUUUUUGUUUGUUUUACCUUACCAACAAGAUACUGUGUAGACCCCUCUUAAGACCGAGGAGGGCUUUCAUGCGCCACCUGUGUCUACCCCUCACGUUGUCUUUGGUUCUGCCCUCACCAAGCCCGCAGGGAGAAGGCGGCCCUCCCCUCCCCUCCCCUCCCCCUGGCUGGGAACACUCCAACUGCCUCUCCCCCCCCCCCCCCCCCGGAGUCCCCAGGAAAGCAGGUUCUGCCCCUGGCACCCCCCCACUUCCUGCAUACCAUCUCUGCUCCAUCCUCAUUUCCCUCCCACUUGCUUCUCCUCCCCUGCUUCCCCCACCGACCCCCAAAAGCCUUAGGUUUCUCCUUUUUCAAAUGUGGCCUUAACAUUAUUUUUGGAAAGCUGACUGCCCUCUCCCUCCAACUUCUACCAACAUCCAAGAAAGAGCAUCCCGAUGCUUUCAGGGCAACCUCCUCAGCCAGGGGCUGCCCGUCUGUAGCUUGCAGACGCGACAGAAACGGCUUCUACGUGUCGUCUUUAAGAAAAAGUAUUCUGUUGUUCCUCUGGGUAAAAUGAAGGCUCCGGUGCUCCCACCAACGGCAGCUCGCUGGUGCAGCUGUCCACGCGCACUGCGGAGGCACCGGGCUGGCUUCUGCCCCAGGCCGGUGUGAGCACCUACUCCCCCGUCCUCCCUCUCCCACCGCCCCCUCCGCCUCCACCCCCCCCCACCCUCCCCCCGGCUUGAUGACUUCCUGUACUUCUUCAAGGGUAAAUCAGGAGAGUGUCUCGAUUUCUCUUUCCGUCCUUCCUGCCUGGAAAGGGAGAGUGUUCCGUAUUCCCAGCAGAUGGGUCGUGGGUCGUGUUCUCAAAGGGAUCACGCUCCUGACUUCCAUCGCUCCAGGUCCCGUUGGCGGCCAAAGACAACCCCCCCAGGGUUCUCAUAGGAAAUUCACUGGAAUUGAGUGCAACCGUCCUUAGAGUCCUUUCUCCGUCUUCUUUUUUGUUUUUAAUAUUAUGUUGUCAGUAGCAUUUGUUUUAUUUUUUUUGUAGAGGCCUCAUGAUAAGUUAUUACUGUCCCCCUCAUUUUUUUCUCAAAGACAUGUGGUGAUAUAGUUUUUAAAAAUAACUAUUUUGUUAUAGAUCAUGAUAUGCAUAAAACUGUACAGAAAUAUUUUGUAAUGUAUUGAUUUAAAAAAAUCUGUAAAUAAAGUUUAAAAAAGAGAAUUCCAAUGGCACACACUGAAAGAUGUAGAUAUUUUGCUAUUUAUUUAAAGGAGUAUUUUAAAAGAGAUUGAACUAUCUGAAAUUGACCAGUCAUCAAAAUUCCGAUCCUACGAACGCUUUUCUUCGAGGUAGACAGUGUUUCUCGGAAGUGAUUGCACUACCCGCCCAUUUUUGCACCUUUUCUGUAUCUUCAUUUAGCAGAAAAACAACGAAAUUGUGCCUUAGCUGUAUUUUUUUGUCUAGGGGAGUUUGUUUCUGUCUGACAAAGCAAAAUCUUUUGCAGAAAACAGUGGAUGUAUUAAAUACUGUAUCAUACCAAAAACACUGCAGGUGUAUAUAGAUGCUUUCUGUCAUACUGUGUUUUCAGAUGCAGAAUUUUAAAAAUUAAAAAAAAAAAAUACUGUCUUUAUGGAA
Mirounga angustirostris (Northern elephant seal) is the source of this 8679-nucleotide messenger RNA. It is a transcript of the gene XYLT1, whose product is annotated as xylosyltransferase 1. The transcript has 12 exons. Bases 142 to 3000 code for a protein of 952 amino acids. Gene Ontology annotation, biological process: heparan sulfate proteoglycan biosynthetic process; chondroitin sulfate proteoglycan biosynthetic process. Gene Ontology annotation, cellular component: membrane. Gene Ontology annotation, molecular function: protein xylosyltransferase activity. NCBI's taxonomy places the organism in Eukaryota, Metazoa, Chordata, Mammalia, Carnivora, Phocidae. The record is from RefSeq and is a predicted model, not a curated record.